Molecule: messenger RNA, 366 nt
Organism: Striga asiatica
Lineage: Eukaryota; Viridiplantae; Streptophyta; Magnoliopsida; Lamiales; Orobanchaceae
Source: the annotation of a GenBank genome assembly
GACAUUGCUAAUGCUGAGUUGGCUUCAAUACAUCCAAUCCGGCUAGGAUUGGCUCUUAACUUCUCAGUCUUCUACUAUGAGUAUAAGAAGGUUGUUUGGUGGUUCGAGAAGACAUUAGCUCACGUACCCUCCUCUUUAACUGAGAUCAUUGGCUUUAUCAACUUGAAGCUUGAGCACAUAUGUGGAUCUUGCAUACACAUCAUCUGCAGGUUAAAACUUUUCAAGUUUUUCUGCUCGAUACCAUCUCCUAAAAUUAAUGCGGACGAUCAAUUUUGUACAGAAAUGCUGACCUGGGCUCUUAAAGAUGAAUGCCAUGAUGGCGUAAACCACAAAGUAGAGUCAGUUAGAAGCCAGAUAUUUACAUAA